Aspergillus steynii IBT 23096 is the source of this 872-nucleotide messenger RNA. RefSeq lists its product as uncharacterized. NCBI's taxonomy places the organism in Eukaryota, Fungi, Ascomycota, Eurotiomycetes, Eurotiales, Aspergillaceae. The record is from RefSeq and is a predicted model, not a curated record. The transcript has a single exon. The coding region runs from base 209 to 676 and encodes 155 amino acids.
UGGCCUUGGAGUUCUGUUGGUAUUUUCUUGUUUUCUGGCCCUCGUCGAUUGAGGGUGAGGGUUUGUGUUGCUGCGUGGGUAGUGUGUUUCUCGGCGCAUGCUGCCAUGCGGCGGGGAACCGUACUUUCUGAGCCAUUAUUGCGCUGGGCAGCAUUGGCUCGCGUGAGAUUCGACCUCUCCUUCCCUGCUCGUCCCCCUCUCUGAUAUCAUGGCAUGCAUUACGAGGUUACCGUGGCCCUGGGAGGGUGUGCACGACGAUUUCGAUCUGGCGAUCCUCGGAGCCGGGCAAAUGACGCUACGGGAAACGACCGCUGGGCUUUUUCAUUGGGGACAGCCGGGGCGAAAGGAACUGGGGAGAAAAAGAAAGGAAACAUGGAAACCAAUGCGACGCUUCGCUGUCCCCGGAUUAUUCGUGGAUGACGACAUACGCGAGGGAGUCAGGGAGGGAGGACAGUAUAGGCAACUUUGGUUCUCGUCUCGAUUAUUCCUGAAUUCUUUGUGCCGUGAGAGCCAUGAAAGACGGCGAGGGAGGGAUGAAACGCGGCCGAGACAAGAGCCCGAUUUGUUCCGUUGUGAAUCUUUUCGUGUCUUAUUCUUUGUGUACAUCCAGCGUUUGCGCAUGGUUUUCUACCGAUGCCCCAAUACGAGUCCGAGAUGCUCAGCAUGGACGAAAUAGAUUAAGUACAACGCGUUGCGAUCCAUCUGGCGUGACGGCCGAGCUUGGCAGCCACCGGAAUCGGAAACCGUCUAGGCAGAUGGAUAACCGACGGUGUCGACUAGACUGGCGCCAGAGUAAUUAAUUCAAUUAAUCAUGGCGACUGCAUUGGCCCCGGAGAGGGAGAGGUUUGGUGCCCAACCCUAAGUCCACCGAC